CAACCUGCCUACCAAAAAUUCACUAAGAUCGAAUCAUGCCUUCAAGAGUUAUUCCGCUUAGUAUCCCACACACUAUAGGUAGCAAAGCGAUUUCAUAGCCUUCCAAACAAAGGCAAUUAUUUGAUGAUUAGGCGACGACAAACACCCUAUCUUCCUGUAUGGUUUUCUAUUUAUUUCUCUCAGGUGCCACACCCAUACGGCAGCCUGAGCCUUAUUGGCGAUCACGUGCUGACGCCGCUGCAAAAAUACUCAACCCUGUGUACCCCUCCAAUGCAGGCACCACGCCCAUGCAACAGCCUAAGUCACUGCGAUCACGUGCGGACGCCGCUGCCAAAAUGAUCAAUCCUAUCUACGCUUCUGGUUCAGACGGCGCGUAUCCGGGUGGAGCGAGCGGCUGCCGUGGUGUCUGUAGCUUCCUCCGCGCCCGCCGCAGCUGUCUGGCCGCCGGCAUCGCCGUGCUACUGAGCUUGUGCGCCGUGGGACUCGCCCCUCUCACGUUCAGCAACAAACAGGAAAUAUCUCAAUUGUCGACUACUGUGAAACGCAACACGCACCAACUGGACACCAUUGUCAACGCUUUGAAAUGCGAUCAAGGUGACAUGUGCAAACUGUCUGACACUGUUGACGUCUUGAAGAGCUACCAAGACGACAUGCGUCAACUGUCCACCGCUGUUGACGCCUUGAAACGUGACCUGGACAACGAGCGAAACCGAUCCGCCACCUUGGAGCAGCGUCUUAAAGACGACAUGUCCACCGCUGUUGACGCCUUGAAACUUGACCUGGACAACGAGCGAAACCGAUCCGCCACCUUGGAGCAGCGUCUUCUCAAGAUUGAUAAGAGUUCACUUUGUCCUGAAAGUUACACAAUGUGGCGUGGGACCUGCUACAAGGCCUUCGACACAACCAAGUCCUUCAGCGAUGCGGCCGCUGCCUGUCGUGCAGACGCGUUCGGCGGCACCCUCGCCAUGCCCCGAGACGCUUACACCAACGCCUUCCUCAUCUCCCUGUACAAGUCCGUCGACGAUUGUCCCUUCUGGUUCGGCCUGCACGAUCAGCGCGAAGAGGGAAGGUUUGAGUGGGUGGACGGUACUGCACUUGGGCCGUACAACUCCUGGGGGCAGGGACGACCGGACAACGAGUGGGGCAACCAAGAUUGCGUCGUUUAUUCUGGACUUGAAAACGAGAAAGACAAGUGGAACGACGAAGAAUGCCACGAUACGUUUCGCUUCAUAUGCCAGGCUGCUCCAGUAUUUUGUCCCAGUUGGUACAUAAUCUGGCGUGGAACCUGCUACAAGGCCUUCAACACAGUCAAAACCUUCAGCGAUGCGGCCGCGGCCUGUCGUGCAGACGGCGGCACCCUCGCCAUGCCCCGAGACGCUGACACCAACGCCUUCCUCAUCUCCCUGUACAAGUCCGUCGAGGAUUGUCCCUUCUGGUUCGGCCUGCACGAUCAGCGCGAAGAGGGAAGGUUUGAGUGGGUGGACGGUUCUGCACUUGGGCCGUACAACUCCUGGGGGCAGGGACGACCGGACAACGAUGGGGGGAACCAAGAUUGCGUCGUUUACUCCGGACUCAAAUUCGAGAAAGACAAGUGGAACGACGAAGAAUGCCACAAGACGUUUCGCUUCAUAUGCCAGGCUGCUCCAGAACGUCCAUAGGCGACGGGCGGGAGUUCCACCACUGCCAAAGAAGUAGACGCUGUGCCAA
This is a messenger RNA of Branchiostoma belcheri (Belcher's lancelet), 1707 nucleotides long. Its product is annotated as macrophage mannose receptor 1-like. The record is from RefSeq and is a predicted model, not a curated record. The coding region runs from base 159 to 1658 and encodes 499 amino acids. The transcript has 7 exons. NCBI's taxonomy places the organism in Eukaryota, Metazoa, Chordata, Leptocardii, Amphioxiformes, Branchiostomatidae.